Molecule: messenger RNA, 3851 nt
Organism: Linderina pennispora
Lineage: Eukaryota; Fungi; Kickxellomycota; Kickxellomycetes; Kickxellales; Kickxellaceae
Exons: 1
Coding region: 404-3385 (993 amino acids)
Biological process (GO): phosphatidylinositol dephosphorylation
Cellular component (GO): intracellular membrane-bounded organelle
Molecular function (GO): phosphatidylinositol-3,5-bisphosphate 5-phosphatase activity
Source: RefSeq, a predicted model, not a curated record
CGAUUUUAGUCGCUUUUCAGGGACUGGCGGCCGUGUCGCUGUGUGCACGACACCACCAUUGCUGCCAUCCCAGCUCGGCACAGGCUUGUGUGUGUUAGUGAGGAUCCAGGGUGGUGCUUGGGUGCUGGCGCUAUGCCUGGCCCAGGCAGUCCUCAUUUCUUCUGCACCUGUGGAGCCACCUAUGGCCGACUACUGUGGUUGGACUGCCAGCCUGUGCCUACAGCGGCCGCUUUACCGGUGCGCUCUAAACAAUGACCUCCAGCCGCUUCCCGAUUUUCUGCGCUUUUUGUUGCUUCACCUGGCUUGUUUCCCAGCGCUCUCCAGCCAUUCCGCUUGCUUGUAUUUUUUGUUAUUUUUUUGACUUUGGCUUUUGGCAUUUAGCAUUUGGCAGCAACACACCUGAAUGGACCCAGACAGCAAACAGCUCCUGCGACCCACGCAGGUGCUCGACAGUUUCGAUGUGUACGAGACACGCACAAGUCUGUACUUUGUUGGGUCGAACGAGUCGUCAGGGUACUACCGGGUAAUGCGCAUAGACCGGACGACAAAGAACACCAACGAAAUGGUAGUCGACAACGGGACAGUCUACACCAAAGAGACGAUUGCGCCAGUGGUUGCAGAUAUCCGGGCCAAGCCGGCCAAGCUUCUGGUAGGCGGGGUGUGCGGGAUGCUAGGGCUGGUGCGGUUCACCAAGGGCUUCUACGUCUCGGUGGUGACGCGCCGCAAGCCUGUAGCGCUUCUGGGUGGGCACUACGUGUACCACGUCGAAGACACACGGCUGCUGAGCGUAGCUAGCCGACCCGAGCGGUCGGAGGCAGAGGACCGGCACAUCCGCACGUUCCGCAACGUCGACCUCACGAAGAACUUUUACUACAGCCACACAUACGACAUCACGCACACGCUGCAGCGCAACGUGAGGAUGGCACAGGGGGCCGGAAAGGAAAAGCCCAGCUACAACGGUAUGUUUGUGUGGAACUACCAGCUGAUCUGCAAUGCCACGUACUUGAACGUCAAGCCCGAGUGGACGAUUGCGCUGGUGCAUGGGUACGUCGACCAGUCGCGGCUGGCAAUCCUUGGUCGCGAUGUGUUCGUGACCCUGGUGGCCAGGCGGUCGCGCGUGUUUGCCGGCGUGCGGUACCUGAAGCGCGGCGUCAAUGGGCGCGGGUUCGUGGCUAACGAUGUCGAGACCGAGCAGAUUGUCAGCACUAUGGAGCUGACAUCGUUUGACCAGCCAUUUGGCGAGCCAUUCUCGAACCCGUACUUUACGUCGUACGUGCAACACCGCGGCUCGAUUCCGCUGUUCUGGUCGCAGGACACUUCGGGGAUGGUGCCGAAGCCGCCGAUCGAGAUCAAUGUGCGUGAUCCGUACUUUGUCGAGGCUGGGCGGCAUUUCGACAGCCUGUUCCAGCGCUACGGCACGCCGGUUAUUGUGCUGAAUCUGAUAAAGAUCAAGGAGCGCACAAAGCGCGAGUCGCGGCUGGGCGAAGAGUUCUCGGAGGGGCUGCGAUAUCUGAACCAGUUUCUGCCCAAGGGCCGCAAGAUCCGGUAUGUGGCCUGGGACAUGUCGCGUGCUAAGAAGAACCGUGAGGAGGACGUGCUGGCCAUCCUUGAGGUCAUUGCCGAGGAAACCCUGGCGCUGACCGGAUUCUUCCACAACGGACCCGAGCUGUACUCGAAUUUCAUCAAGAGGCGCGACGCCGGAGAUGAGCGCGAGUUUCGGCAGUCGGUGCGGUGGCAGACUGGUAUUGUGCGCAGCAACUGUAUCGACUGUUUGGACCGCACGAACGCGGCGCAAAGCAUCAUCGGCAAGGUGGUGUUGGCACACCAGCUGUAUGAGCUGGGCCAGAUCGACGAGCCGCACUUGUCGUUCAACACCGACGCCGCCAUGAUUAUCGAGGAGAUGUACCACGACUUGGGCGACACUAUUGCGCUGCAGUAUGGCGGCUCGCACCUUGUCAACACAGUACAGACCUACAGACGGAACAACAACUGGCGCAGCCAUUCCAGGGACGUUGUUGAGGCACUUCGCAGGUACUACUCAAAUUCGUUGCUGGAUAUGGAGCGCCAGGAGGCAAUCACCAUGUUCCUUGAGCGCUCACUACUGGAGGAGUGCAAGGGAGAUGACUGCGUCGGUGCCAACAACCUCAGUCCGCUGGGCAGCCCGAUUGCAAACCAGGUCAGCACGCUGACAACCUCGCAGUGGUGGACUACACUCGGCGAUGAAGGCAUGGAUGAAGCUGGGAAGGAAAAGGCAGAUUCACUUGAAAAGGACAGCAAGGACGACACAUCGCACCGGGACGACUAUUGGAACGAGUACUAUCGGCCUCACGAGUACACAUCUCUGGACAGCCUGUUCGUGGGGAAUCUGAACAGCACCGCUUCGCUGCACCCAAACAUGGACAUCCAGAACAUGCCAAGCCCAUUUGUUGACCGCAGUGCAAAGACAGCACGCACCUAUAGUCAUGUUCGGCGCGUGCAGCAGGAGCCCCAGUGGCUCAAGUCUGAGACCGACGAGUACACCGAUCCGACACGCGUGUCACGACAGGAGAUAUACGACAAGCUGUGCGCCAAGACUGUGCAGCCACAGGUGAUCCUGCCCAUAGGGGUCGGCGGCUGGAUCACCGACGGAGUCAGUAGCCCGCUGCAGGAGCCGCAGGUCAGCCGGCAGGAGCUGGAGGAAUACAAGAAAUACGUGCAUCAAUUUGACGACCUGAAGAAGUGGAUCGUGCUGCCAUCAACCAAGCUGUAUGCUGACGUACACAACGCUGGCGUGCGCACACCUGAGCGGGGCUCAGCCAAGAGCCCGGCCCAUGCCGAGCCGCCAGCCACCACCAGCAAAAUAAAAAUGGACACAGGCGGCCUGGGCGUACUGGCUCUGGAGCGGCAGCGGUCGCAGACGCCGACACCAGGUAUGCAGGCACACUCGCUGAUGUCUCUGUCUGCCACUCUGCCGGCCCGUCCUGGCAGCCGCAAGAUCACGCCGUUGGAGAUUCUGCAGAGGUCACCCAGUCUGCGUGCCAGCGGGCGGCAGCGUGCCAACACAUCCUCGGCAGAGCGUGGGUCGCUGUGGGGGCUGUGGCCCAAUGUGCCAUCGCUGGGCAGCAAGCGCAGCAGCCUUGUGGGCCAGCAGGGCUCGGGCGGAGGAGACUUUGCAGCCAUGCUGCAGCGCCGGGCGUCGCAUGGGCAGCUGGCGAAGCACGAUCGUAGCAGAUCGCUGGAUUUUGCCAACGCAUCAUCACUGCCGCCGCGGCAGCCGGCGUUUGGGCAGCACGAUGAGAAGAACGAGGCAGUGGUUACUGAGCCACGGGUCAGUGAGGCUGAUUUGCGUGUGUACCAAGAAUAUGUCAAGAUGCGCAAGGCGUUUCAGGGUCAGCUGCGCAUUUGAUGAUAUCGCUUGCUGCUCCAUACUUGAAGUCAGGGGGCAUAUUGGGUAUAUAGAUGGGGACUACCAUAUUUUUACGGCACAUAAUAAGCUACAUGUGCUCUUAUCUCUCUGCUCCAUGCUGCCCAACUUUCGCGCCAUUUUUGCCUCUUUCCGGACUGCCGAGGAAGAGCGGUCGUACCGCAACACCGCCAUCCUCAAGUUUGCCUGCUUUGUCGCCAUGUGCGCUGCCAUGAGCGUGGUAUCUGGCAACUACAAGCUGCGUUUAAAAUCUCUGCCAUGACACGUCUACUGCAGCUGCUACAUCUUCUACACCUAUGUCCUUCCCAAUAAAGCGUGUGCUUGGCGAUAUCUUUACCUAUAUCUUUACCUAUAUAUAAGAUUUUAUAAUCUAAAAAGUGUCCGACCGUCUGCUAGAAUCUUUUUAAUUGAUUAAAAGAUAAACCUCUUAAGCUUCAACACAGGUUUA